Conger conger (European conger) is the source of this 2821-nucleotide messenger RNA. It is a transcript of the gene med17, whose product is annotated as mediator complex subunit 17. Gene Ontology annotation, cellular component: core mediator complex; mediator complex. The transcript is spliced from 13 exons. Lineage: Eukaryota; Metazoa; Chordata; Actinopteri; Anguilliformes; Congridae. The coding region runs from base 480 to 2414 and encodes 644 amino acids. Gene Ontology annotation, biological process: regulation of transcription by RNA polymerase II. The record is from RefSeq and is a predicted model, not a curated record. Gene Ontology annotation, molecular function: transcription coregulator activity.
CUAUGUCAGCGUCACACCGUAUAAUAUAAAUAUCAAUAUAAUAUCCAUUAUUGUAAGCAUUAUAUCACAUUUCAAGUAGCAAGAUCAAGCUUUCCUAAAAGGAUAUUACAGCACAGCAAUUGUAAAACAGUGGGAGAAUUAUUUUUGACAAAACACACAAGUCGGCUACUGUUGACAUUAGUACACGAUUAUGCCACAUAAUUACAUGGAUAUACCUUGUUCAGUAGACUGUAAAAUGAACAUCGUUAACCUAGCUAUGAGGUAGGCUACCAACAAGCUCUUUUCCAAUGAACACCAGGAAAAUACAAGAUAAACAGGACUUCCUCAACUGCUUGGAGGGGUGUGACCAUAGCGUUCAGUAGGUGUGACCCGAUGUCGCCUCAAUACAAUUGAAUCUCGCGACAGUUUCCCGACUGCGUCACUUCUUGUGAGAUUUCAUAAAAUUUCAUUGUGUUGUUGUUUGCGCCGUGGCUAACGUCAUGUCGGGUGGUCCUGCAGUCCGGGUGAGCAUCGAAUCCUCCUGUGAAAAGCAGGUGCAGGAGGUAUCCUUGGAUGGGCAGGAGACGUACGUUCCGCCUCUCUCCAUGUCCCAGAACCUAGCCAAACUUGCUCAGCGCAUCGACUUUGGUCAGGGGUCGGACUCGGAGGGAGAGGGUGCAGAUGGAGAGCCCAGAGAACAAGAAUGGGGAAAACAGGAACCUGAAGAGGAGGAAGGCACAGUAAAGUUCCAGCCAUCACUGUGGCCCUGGGACUCUGUGCGUAACUACCUGAGGAGUGCACUGACAGAGAUGUGUGUGCUUUAUGAUGUUCUCAAUGUCGUCAAAGAGAAGAAGUACAUGGCCUUGGACCCUGUUUCACAGGACCCCACUGCUGGCAAGACCCCUCAGGUGUUUCAGCUCAUCAGUAAAAGGAAAUCUCUGGCAACAGCGGCACAGCUCCUCCUCAAGGGCGCUGAGAAGCUGAGCAAGUCAGUGGCUGAGAACCAGGAGAACCGGCGACAGAGGGACUUCAACUCUGAGCUUCUGCGUCUCCGGUCCCAGUGGAAGCUAAGGAAAGUGGGGGACAAGAUUUUGGGGGACCUCAGCUACAGGAGUGCGGGCUCCCUGUUUCCACAUCACGGCACUUUUGAAGUGAUUAAAAACACAGACAUCGACCUAGACAAGAAGAUCCCUGAAGAUUACUGCCCUCUGAACGUUCAGAUUCCUAGUGACCUGGAAGGAUCUGCAUACAUCAAGGUUUCAAUACAGAAACAAGCUCCUGAUAUUGGUGACCUUGGUACUGUGAACCUCUUCAGAAGACAGCCCAAGGCUAAAGCGGGAACUCAAGCCUGGCAUGUGAAGCUAGAAGCUGCCCAGAACGUCCUUCUCUGCAAGGAGAUAUUUGCUCAGUUGUCCAGGGAAGCAGUCCAGAUCAAAUCCCAGAUCCCACACAUAGUGGUGAAGAACCAGAUAAUCUCCCAGCCAUUUCCAGGCCUACAGCUGUCUAUAUCUUUGUGUCACUCCACCACUGGAGAGAAGAAGAAUCAGAAAGCUUCUCCAGAAAAACCCAAACCAGACGAUCACCUGUAUGUGCUGGAACACAAUCUGCACCAGCUCAUGAGAGAGUUUCAUAAACAGACGCUGAGCUCCGUGGUGAUGCCGCACCCUGCCAGCGCCCCUUUCGGCCACAAGCGGAUGCGGCUGGCCGGACCCAUGGCUUACGACAAAGCCGAAAUCGCCACCCUGCAGCAGAGCGAGGGGCUGCUGGAAAAGAUUAUCAAGCAGGCCAAGCACAUCUUCCUCAGAAGCAGGACUGCACGGACGAUCGACAGUCUGGCCAGUCGCAUAGAGGACCCUCAGAUCCAGGCUCACUGGUCCAACAUCAACGACGUGUACGAGUCCAGUGUCAAAGUGCUGAUCACCUCUCAGGGCUAUGAACAGAUCUGCAAAUCUAUCCAGUUGCAGCUGAACAUUGGUGUUGAGCAGAUUCGGGUGGUGCACCGGGAUGGGCGUGUCAUCACCUUGUCCCACCAGGAACAGGAGCUCCAGGACUUCCUCCUCUCACAGAUGUCUCAGCACCAGGUCCAUGCAGUGCAGCAGCUGGCCAAGGUGAUGGGCUGGCAUGUUCUGAGCUUCAGUAACCAUGUUGGCCUGGGUUCUGUCGAGAGCAUCGGGAACGCCUCUGCCAUCACUGUGGCAUCUCCCAAUGGAGAGUACGCCAUCUCAGUGCGGAAUGGGCCUGAGAGUGGUUGCAAGGUUCUGGUCCAGUUUCCUCGAAACCUGUGCAAGGAGUUGCCCAAGAGUGACGUGAUCCAGGACAACAAGUGGAACCAUCUGCGCGGACCUUACAAAGAGGUGCACUGGAGCAAGAUGGAGGGCCGCAAUUUUGUGUAUAAGAUGGAGCUGCUCAUGGCAGCCCUCACCCCCUGCCCUUAAGCCUGCUCUGGGAGGUGGACUGAGGAUUGAGGGGCGCUGCAUCAGAGAAACUCACAGCAGGAAUCCUGUUUCUGACACUUUCUUUGCACUUGAACAAAUUCUGUUCAGUGUAAAGUGUAUUGCAUGUUAUGAGCAUUUCUUGUUAAGGAUAUCGCUGCCAACUGAAUUUUAAUUUGAGUGUGUGAAUAUGAGCAGAUUCACUGACAUGAGUCCGCCCUUAUGCUGGGUCUUGUCUGUUGAAGUUAUAUAAGGUUCUUAUAUUUUCACACAAAAUAUUCAAAUACUGCUCCAUGUAAAGCUGCAAAACAUACUUUCUGUUAAGAAAAAAAAUGUUACUUGGGAAUAUCACGUAUCAGCUUUAAGCAAAAGAAUAUAUUUAGGCAAUGAAAAUAAAUGUCUUAAAUUCA